AUUUAUGCUUAAAAUCAUCGUUUAGGCUUGCAGAGCAAAAUUAAUGGAAUUAACAAACAAUUAUGGCCAAAUUGUAUGAGAAGUAUCCUAAAUCCUAUUAAAAUUCAAUGCAAAAUCAUAGGGAAAAAGAGGAUUAUCACAUUUCUUUUUCUACUCCAAUUCUGUAAACUAAAACUUGCUAAAAGCUGUGUUUUGGGUAUGGUGAAUGUUACAGGGAACUUGGAAUUGGGAUAGUACCAUAUAGUCCUCUCGGCCGGGGAUUUUUUGGUGGCAAGAAAGUUGUUGAAAGUGUGCCUGCAAACAGUUUUGUGGAAUCACAUCCUAGAUUUCAAGGAGAGAACUUCAACAAAAACAAGAUCUUCUACACACGUAUGGAAGAGCUGGCUGAAAAGCAUGGGUGCACCCCGGCACAACUUGCACUUUCAUGGGUUCUUCACCAAGGAGAUGAUGUAGCACCAAUUCCUGGGACAACUAAGAUUAGCAAUCUAGACAAUAACAUUGGUUCAUUAAGAGUGAAGCUUACAGAUGAAGAAUUAGAAGAGAUUUCUGCAGCCAUACCCAUCAACGAGGUGGCGGGGAGUAGAUUGAUAAAUGAAAGUUUCACUCGUGCCUCUUGGAAAUUUGCCAACACACCAGCAGAAGCGAGUCCGGCAAAAGCGAGUCCUUGAGCUGCUAAAAGUAUCUAAAACCAGGAAAUUUUAUAUUACGGAGCUGUUUUGCUCAAUUAAAAUAAACAACGUGAGGACAAAGUGAGGUGGAGAUCCAUCUCUGUUUGUUAAAAUAAAAUCUAUGAUAAGGGAAUGCAUAAGGGAUAGCUAUUCUAAUGUUGAAAAUGUUUGUGCAAUAUCCACUUGAUGUAAGGUUCUUAUGUAUUGGUUGCAAACUUUUGUUCCUAAAUUACCUUGGAAAUGCUUUUAUAACUUUAGUUGGCUGCACAACCAAUUAACAGA
Molecule: messenger RNA, 950 nt
Organism: Pistacia vera
Lineage: Eukaryota; Viridiplantae; Streptophyta; Magnoliopsida; Sapindales; Anacardiaceae
Product: perakine reductase-like
Exons: 4
Coding region: 372-668 (98 amino acids)
Cellular component (GO): cytoplasm
Source: RefSeq, a predicted model, not a curated record